Molecule: messenger RNA, 4903 nt
Organism: Sipha flava (yellow sugarcane aphid)
Lineage: Eukaryota; Metazoa; Arthropoda; Insecta; Hemiptera; Aphididae
Product: Ig-like and fibronectin type-III domain-containing protein 2
Exons: 25
Coding region: 548-4786 (1412 amino acids)
Molecular function (GO): protein binding
Source: RefSeq, a predicted model, not a curated record
AACUCCCGAGUCCGAACAGUCCGUCAGUCGGACGCGCGUCUUGGUCCGUGUUUGGUGUCAUACCCAUUUCUCGUCCGUUGUUGCGUGUUGUUUCCGUACAACUACGACGUCGUUCUUUUUUCCUUUUUUCAUUUUUUUUGUUUUUUUCUCCUCUCCGUUAUCGCAUCGGAUAAAUAACAUUUCGUGCAUACGAACACUCAUGUGCUCAGCGCUCUUGUAACCGACCGCAACAGACCGACGGAUUUUUCUCUCGAAUCCGUUUUUUUCGUUUUUCUCUCAAUUUAAAUAUAUCCUUAAAUCUUUCUUCGGCUGCCUACACUUGUUGCAUUAAGGUAUACACUACAAAGUCAACUAUCGAACGAAACCAUGCUGUAUUGAUAAGCAAUAUUUAAUAAUGCUUAACCUACACGCAGUUUGUUCUUAACGUCAUUGUAAACUUCUAUGCCACAUAUAAAAAAUUUUUUUACAAGUUGGCAACCAGGGAUCUAUGCCAUAAACAAAUUGAUUAACAUAAGUACAUACUCCGGAUCAGCUGAUUGGAGCCAUCAUGAUUGUCAACAUUCACAUUGGUCCGGUUGUACUUCUUUUAAUUAACAUUAUCCAUAAUGUGCGAUUGUUGGACACAGCUGAACUACCAAUUAUGCAGGAACCCACUGCGAAACCGAUUCACUCUAAAGAGGGAGAUUCGGCUUUGAUGACUUGUGUUGUAAGAAAUUUAGGAGAUCACACUGUUCUGUGGAAAACUGAAAACAAAGAUAGACAUAGUUGGAAGGUGUUAACUGCAGCAGAAUCUAGAAUAACUGCUGACAGAAGAUUCGAGGUUUUACACGACAAAGGUGGUGACGUCUGGGUAUUGUCAAUCAAAAAUGUAAAGUUUAAUGAUUCUGGAGUAUACGCUUGUGAAGUAAAUAGUGAUCCGGUAGUUAGAUCAUUCCACUCACUUUCAGUGUUGUCGGGUAAUCUUGAACCACCACCGCUCGAUAAUAGUACGGCAGUGUAUUACGGCAGUGAUGAUGAAACCAAACCGAUUGACAUUAAGAACCACAAUUAUACAGACUGUUGUGUGGCGAGAAAUGUGAGCUCAAGUUGUUUAGGUUUUUGCAACAUACAGAGUAUACUGGAGGGAACCACUGGACAAGACCCAGAGAAUUGUGAACCAGACUUUAAGUCCAUUGUGAAAUGCAUGGCAGACGGUAGAAAUCAUGUCCCUUGUUGUGUGCAAGAAGGUAUUCCCGACAUAUGCCAAGAUGUUUGCCAAGGAGAGUACACCCCAAUCACGGAUAAUAUAAAAACCAUGGUUUCAUGUUCUCCGUACACCGAACAGACAUUGGCAUGCAUCGUAGAGGGGAUAGAAAUUUUACCUAGUCACCCAGAAGAUGUGGAUGUGGAAGUAAACAGUAGUUCUAUGAUAUUAGUGACGUGGAACAAACCGUCUGCGAACUCAGCAUCGGUCAACGAAUAUAUAGUCAAUGUAACCAUGCUUAAAUCGUUUGAUGGUCAAACAACAAACCAUUCCAUACAAGUUAAGGCACUUGGAACGGAUUCUAAAGUGAAGAUUGAUCAACUUACUCCUUAUACAAUGUACGAAGUAACCGUAGUGGCCAUCAAUAAGCAUGGUUCUAGUCUUCCUUCGUCAGCAAUACGUUUUCUUACGUUGAAUACUGACCAAAAGACAUCACGCAGAACAAAUAUAGAUGAUUCGAAGCUACCUCCUUUGCCUGAUAUACGAUCUUGUUGCAUAAAAAAAGGCGUUACACAUUCAGCGUGCUUAGAUAAAUUAUGUGAUCCAUCGCGUUCUGACGAAGCUGAGGUCACAGAUUUGAUGAUAUGUGCUCCGUGGGCAUCUCAGACAUUCAGCUGUCUAACAAAUGGUAUCGAUCAUACCCCGUGUUGCCGAGCAAGAGGUUUACCACCAUUAUGUCAAACCUUAUGUGCUGGCAAUAUGACACAAAUCGAUUUCAGUUACUUCAAAUGUUUACGAUUUAUGGAUGACUACAGAAGUUGUCUCUUUCAAGGAUACGGUAUAGUUCCAUCUGCUCCGAGAACUUUCCGUGUUUUUAACGUGGACGUUAACUUUGCUAUACUCCAUUGGGAACCACCAAAGGAUUUGGCUGAUACAGUGACACAUUAUAAUGUGUUUUAUAGACUGGUGGAUGAUGAAUACGAUUCUAUAGUUAAUGUACACUCUCCGUUUAUUUUGGAACAUUUGAAGCCUAAUACAUUAUAUGAAGUUUUUGUGGAAGCAGUUAAUGAACACGGUGCUGGAAAGCCCUCAUAUAGAAUUGUUUUUCCAACUAAAAGCCAGAUCGUUAACGACCGGGAACUGACCACGUCGCCAUACAAUCUGACCGACUGUUGCGUCAACAUCAAACUACGGCAAAUGUGCAUGCCCCUGUGCUCGUUCGACGCCAACAUGACGGACGUCAGAAAUUUAGCUCCAUUCUGCGGUGCCGAGCUCCACAAGCUCAUCAAGUGUGGCGCAGGAGGUCGCAACCAUGGAGCCUGUUGCACCCGUCGCGGGGUGCCGGGUAUGUGUACGCCAUUGUGUUCCGGUGUCGUACCCGACUCUCUGUUGAGCGUGGCGGUCAACUGUGCUUCGUUCAUCGGCAACGUCGUUCAAUGUUUCGAAGAAGGUACCGGUAAGAUACCAGGUCCUGUGGGUGAUAUGCGUGCGGUAAAAUUGACCAAUAACAGUGUUUCAUUGGUAUGGAAUCCGCCAAAUGAUAAGAGUAACGUAACCACAUACGUGGUGCACUAUCAAAAAGUCAACAAUGCUACUGUGCACGAAAAUACUAUAAAAUUGGAUCAGCAAGUUGAAGUGACCGAAAACUCAGUUUUUUUGAAGAAAUUGGAGACCGGUAAACUCUAUAAAGUCUUUGUUGUUUCUAAAAACACACAUGGUACAUCUUUACCAUCAUCUAUACUUUUACUAAAUAUCACUGAUACAGAUCUGGAUAGCAAGGGUGUUGUAGGCGUUACAUCUCCACCACAUUCACUGUCCGUCUCGGCACACAGUGCCAACUACGUUACUAUCACUUGGCAGCCGCCCGAGUUUAGUCACGUUUCUGAAGAAAUAACUUAUAAGUUGUAUUGGAAAACUGUAGCAGAUACAUCUUUUCACCAAGUGGAUGUUCCUGUACCAGUGUAUACUAUAGACAAUCUAUCACCUAAUUCACAGUAUAUAGUUUAUAUAGUUGCUAUGUCAAAAAAUGGAAAAAGCCUGCCUUCAGAAACUCUGAUUGCAUGGACCGACCCAGCAUAUCCAGCAUUUGUUGAGCCUCCUACAGUCCAUCCAAUAAAUUUGGUAAUGGAAGGUAGCAGUAUGACAGUAUUGUGUAUUGCAAUGGGCACCCCAUCGCCAACCAUAUCAUUAUACAUAUCCGGAAGAUUGGUCAGACAAGAAACAUCCAGGCACAUGGUGACUGUUAUCCACAACGUCACACGAGAUAUGGAUGAAAUAUCAUGCUACGCGGACAAUGGUUAUGGCACGCCAAUGCAAUCGUCAAGAAAAAUCAGUAUAAGCUACGUGCCCAAAUUGGUGGCAUCCAAGAUCACUAUGGCCAAUCAGGGCGACACCGUGACGCUGGAGUGCAUGGUGGACGCGCACCCCGAGCCAAAAAUGAUGUUCUGGCGGGACGCGCAGGGCCGGACGCCGGUGAUCCAGAGCAGUAAACACGACGUGAACGUAAUCCGGUCCAAGGAGGACUACACCAAGUUCGUCAUGGAGCUGACCAUCAGUAAGUUGACGGAGACGGACGACGGCGAUUAUUUCUGCCACGCCGAGAACUCGUUCGGCAGCUCCACCAAGCCCGUCUCGGUGCGCAUCAGGAACUCCGUGACGACUAACAACGUGACGCACUGUUGCGUCCAACAAAAUGUAACGGCGGGUUGCUUGGACGCAUGUUCAUCGUCUUACAUGGAUAUCAACGUGGCCAUUGCCAGGACGGAUUGCUUCAACGAUUUUGAUAAACUGAUGAAAUGCGCAUCAGAUGGAUCGGACCACAGAGCUUGUUGUUCUGAUCGCGGAGUGCCCAGACGCUGUUUGGAAUGGUGCCGCGGCGAACCUGUCAACAACAAGAUGUGCGUGUUAUCCUAUUCAAAGUCUAUAUUGGCAUGCUUUGAUGAGCUCAGGGACAAGCUGCCGGGUCCUCCGAUUAACGUGCGCAUAGAGAAUGUGGACGCCCACACAGUUACAGUCAAAUGGGAUCCGCCGACCAAGAACCCCCGGACCGUCGAAGUGUACAGGGUAUUUUGGAGACGUGUGGGCAACAAUAGCCCGGAAAAGAACGACACCAAAGAAACGUCCUUAAGAAUUGGCAGUCUCAAGGAUGAUUUGACAUAUGAACUAGUGCUCAAAGCUGGCAACUCAAAGGGCAUGAGCACGCUCACUGAGCCUAUUAGGUUUACCACUGCCGAAAAGGACGUGACUUCAGCUGCCAGCAUGGGCGAAAGCCGAGCUGAUAUUGGAACUCUAUUUGGAGUAUUUGUUGCCAUUUUGAUCGUUGGUGGUAUAGUAGCUGGUGUAGUUUAUUACAUGCACGCCCAUGGUAAUUUAUUACAUAAAUCGUCAAGUGGUGUAUCAUUUGAAAAUCCAAGUUACCUCAGGGAAGUCAACAUGGAAAAUAUGAAUAAUACUGAUCUGCCUUACUCGGCAUCCGUCAACGGUGUUGGUACCGCCGAAUGGAAACAAGACCAUUUGCACACAGCCACCGAAGUGCCUCCCACAUUAUACGAAGAACUUAAACUUGGAUCGGAUGGAGCUGGGUUUAAAAGAUUAAAGCCAUAGACACCACAGGUCGGGUAAUCUAUAAAACCCGUUUUCUCUACUCGAAGAAAAAAAAUAUAUAUUUAUAUGUAAGUCAAUGAAAUCACAUUGAUUAUUUAUAAACGAUAUAUAUAUAUA